UGCAGCGGCGGCGGAGGCAGCGGUGGCGGCUGCUCGUCCUAGCCAGGCGGGGGCGGGGGUCUGGAGGAUGGAGGCGGGUAGAACAACGGGACGGUGAGGAGCAGCCGCCGCCGUCUCCGCCGUCGCUUCGGCAGCCGCCGCGGUAGUAGCCUAGGACAGCGCCGCUUGCUCUCAGGUCAUCGUCUCCUAUCCCGAUAUCCCGCCGGUGGAGGCUGAGUCUGAAGCGCUACCGGUGGUGCGGGAUCCGUCCGGCUCCGCAGCGGCGCGAGCGGCCUCAGUGACAGCCCGGUCCCGGCCCGCCGCCCGCCCUCGGUGCCCGCAGCCACGAUGAACCGGGGCGGCAGCAGCCCAUCGGCCGCCGCCAACUACCUGCUCUGUACCAACUGCCGGAAAGUGUUGCGGAAGGAUAAAAAAAUCAGAGUGUCUCAACCUUUGACAAGAGGACCAAGUGCCUUUAUUCCAGAGAAGGAAGUUAUCCAAGCAAACACAGUGGACGAACGUACUAACUUUCUCGUGGAAGAAUACUCAACAUCUGGUCGCCUGGACAACAUCACCCAGGUCAUGAGUCUGCAUACGCAGUACCUAGAGUCGUUCCUGCGGAGCCAGUUCUACAUGCUGCGCAUGGACGGCCCCCUUCCUCUAUCACACAGGCACUACAUCGCAAUCAUGGCUGCAGCUAGACAUCAGUGUUCAUACUUAAUAAACAUGCAUGUGGAUGAAUUUCUGAAGACGGGAGGUAUUGCUGAGUGGUUGAAUGGUUUGGAAUAUGUACCACAAAGACUGAAAAAUCUUAAUGAAAUAAAUAAGCUGCUAGCACACCGACCCUGGCUGAUCACAAAAGAGCACAUUCAGAAACUUGUCAAAACUGGAGAAAAUAAUUGGUCUCUGCCUGAACUGGUACAUGCUGUGGUCCUACUGGCACAUUUUCAUGCUUUGGCAAGCUUCGUUUUUGGUAGUGGCAUCAAUCCAGAGAGAGAUCCAGAAAUCUCCAAUGGAUUCAGGCUAAUACCAGUCAACAAUUUCUGCGUUUGUGACCUUGCCAAUGACAACAACAUAGAGAAUGCAUCUCUUACAGGCAACAACUUUGGGAUUGUAGAUUCUCUAAGUGAGCUAGAGGCCUUAAUGGAACGAAUGAAAAGGCUUCAAGAAGAAAGGGAAGAUGAAGACACAUCUCAGGAAGAAAUGACCACUCGUUUUGAGAAGGAGAAGAAAGAAAGUCUUUUCGUUGUCUCUGGAGAUACUUUCCAUUCAUUUCCUCAUUCAGAUUUUGAGGAUGACAUGAUUAUAACAGCUGAUGUCUCCCGAUAUAUUGAAGACCCUAGUUUUGGAUAUGAGGACUUUGCCAGACGAGGAGAAGAGCAUUUGCCAACAUUCCGAGCUCAGGACUAUACCUGGGAAAAUCAUGGGUUCUCCCUGGUGAACAGACUUUAUUCCGACAUUGGACAUCUUCUUGAUGAAAAGUUUCGCAUGGUCUACAGUCUCACCUAUAACACUAUGGCCACCCACGAGGACGCUGACACAACCACGCUGCAUAGAGCUUUAUUUAACUAUGUUCACUGUAUGUUCGGAAUCAGGUAUGAUGACUAUGACUAUGGAGAAGUUAAUCAGUUACUUGAACGAAGCCUGAAGGUUUACAUUAAGACAGUGGCCUGCUAUCCUGAGAGAACUACCAAGCGCAUGUAUGACAGUUAUUGGCGUCAGUUCAAACACUCAGAAAAGGUUCACGUCAACUUACUUUUAAUGGAAGCACGGAUGCAAGCUGAACUUCUGUAUGCUCUUCGUGCCAUCACGCGGCAUUUGACUUGAAGCAGCAUCCAGGGAAAAUGUCGUAUGAGUGUAAAGACCUUUUCACGUGGGAUAUACAUCAGAAGCUGUUUGUGAUGUAGCAUCAAAAAUUAUUCACUUCUCUGUGUCAAAGUUUAGCCGUUUUUUGGGGGCGGCUGUAAUGUGCAAUGAUGUGUUUUCUUUUUCUUGAUGCUUAACAUUACUAACAAUUGCAAAAAUAAUACUGAGGAGCACUACUUUGCAUUGUUUAUAGUUGGAUUUUUGGAAACUGAUCAUAAAUCAUGAACCUGGUUUGUUAAUGCUUAACUUCAGCGCUUCGGGGUUUGCGUGUAUGUGUAUUUCCCUCCCCCCUUUUUUUGGUUAAAUAAGGAAAAGCGCUUAAAAAUCUGCUCAAGCGAUUGUUGAUUCAGACAUUGGAAUUCAGCAAAGAAUAACCUCCUCUGGCCAUUCUCAACUUUUCGUGUUGUGUCCUAAAUCUGGUAGAGGAAAAGCACGCGCUGUUGAACUAAGCUGCUCAUGGGACACAUACCUGUGUCCCCAGGAGAUUAUUUGUCAGGCACUGUUUGGGUUUUUUUGUUGUUGUUCGUUUGUUUUUGUUUUUUUUUACUGCUAUUGGCGAUAACGUGAAAUGUGAUACAGCCAUUGUCCAUAAUUUAAUGUGAAAUUAAUCAUGAUGAAUUCUAUAGCAUGCUACUGAAAUGCCAAAUUCAGUUAUUUUCUUUCUAUUCUGAAACAGAAGUUUCAGUUUUCCACAUCAGAUGUAUAUAUUAAAAGUGGAAUUAUGCACAAUCCUUUCUAUCACUGACAGUAAUCCUCAGUCAUCUUAAAUGAUCAGUGCUCACAGUGCUGCUUACAGUUCAUUUAGUUGGCACAUACAAACUUGCACCCACCCACACAAGGCUGACCAAAAAUUUUCUUUGCACAUUUUUCUUUUCUCAUAGUGUUUUCUAUAUUGCAGUAAGCAAAAGAAGGUUAAUAUGCCUAUAUUUUUUCCUGUUAGGCUUUUAGGACUUAUUUUCCAUGAUUUUUCUUAUGAUAGGUUAAACAGUUUAUUAUUCAAAGGUAAAAAUUGUGUGUCUAUGCAUUAAUGUGAAUGAACAACAACAACAAAAAGAGUGCAAUAUGUUAAAAAUAUAUAUAUACUCCACUAAACUUUCCCCCUAUUAGUCACUGCAGAAGUGUCCUUUAAAACAGAGCCAUAAAGAAAUUUGGUUCAGAUUUCUUUAUUGCACAAGGCUUUUGCCUUACUGGGGUUAAACAAUGUUCCUUUCAUAAUGCCAAAGCAUCCUCUUCCCCAGAAAAAUCUCUUUGGAUGACUGGUUAAAAAAGAUUGUCAAGUGAUAGGGGAAGAAUAUAAACAUCCAAAAAGUCACAUUUUUGCAUUGGUUUAUGUUGCUUGAUUAGACUAUCUUCACAGAGCACAACAUUAUGUGUUUAUAGCUUUAAUUUGUUUUCUGUUAACGAACCAGUGAAGUGCCUAAAGAGAUGCUUACAACUAUCCAAUAGGACACGACUGCACAGCUUAAACACUUCGGUUAAUUAACAGUGACUUAAAUUGUAUACCAACAUGCUGAUUUUUUAAAAACAGAUCCAUUUUUUUUCCAUAACAAAUAAUAUAGUUAGAUUUUUUUUGUUAGCGUUCCCACAAAGAUUUUAGAUUUACUUACUUGUAAUGUAGGACUUACUUUUUUUCCUCUCUUGUGAAAGAAUAGUUGACUAGUGUUUUGUUAAGUAAUUUCCCCCCUUCCACUUAUCUUUCUUUUCUGGUACAAUAAGUAGGUUGCUUUCUUUUUUAUCUUGUUCCAGAUAAGAAAAUAGAGAGAUGACUGUAAGCCUAUUAACAUAAGGAAGUUCUGCAUUUUUAAAUUCUAGGAUCUUCUUUGAAAACUUCCAUGGGAGGAAAAAUUUACUAAUUUUUUAAAGACAGGGUGGUUUAUUUAAAGAGAUUAGUCAAAGAACCCAGGCCAGGUUUCUUCUGUUUAUUGAUGUACCAUAUGUCAGUUUUAUUCAAUAUCACAUUACAUAGAUAUGUUUUGUAAAGAAAAUAUGUAGGAGAAUGGCAAAAUCCAGAUGACAACAUAAAUGUCCAUUUAACGUCCCUAACUUUAGAGCUUUCCAGUUGAGGAUAUCUUUUAUUCUUGGCAUUUAUUUUUUAAUAGAAUUCCUUCAGUUAACAGCCCUCUAUUUUUGUGCAGGUGACCUGUGUUACAGGAUGAAAAUGACUUUUGUAUAUUGAGAAGGAGGAGAAGUCCUCAGAGAACACCCACAUGAAUUUUAGACCAAAAGGGGAAACAAGGUUUAAGUAACUAAAAUGGCCACUUAGUUUUUGGGUUUUUUCUUGUUUUGCCCCAGAAAUGUAAGUAGUUGGAAUCUGAGUUAUGGAAAUAUUAGUGCCUUUACUAGAUCUUUCUCCUAGCACAGUUUCUUUUCAACUCAGCAUUGCUCUGUCUCAUCAAUAAUCAAGAAAAUCAGUUGACUUGGAACUAUAAACAAAAACAAAACAAUUUACUUAUGAACCUCAGUGAACCAGCCUAGAAAAAUUGACUUCUGGGGGGGCCUGAGCACCUACUCGGAUGCAGCAGGCACAGCAUUCCAGGUUGUGGAUGCCACGUUACAACGAGUUUGCUGUGAACUUGAUCUAAUGCAGACUUGAAAUUCUGAUGCGGUUUUCCAGGGUGGUAUUUUUUCAGAGUAUUGAAUUUACUAUAGUAAUUUAUAGCAUAGCUUUUUGUAUUAAAAUGUGAUAUUUUUAAAAGAGCUAUCUGGUUCAAUUGGUGAAACGAUGUGAUUAUACGAGAUGCUGGCCUAUACCUUGGGCCUGCAUUGUGCCAAACUUAAAUGUGCAAGUGUACGUGAAAAAAGCACAUGUGAAUGUGAAUUCUCUUAACUCCGUUGCUCAUUAUGUUAAAAUUAGUCUAGUCAUCCACUGAUACAUAUGCUUGAUCGAUGUCUAUUUACUUUCAAAUUUCAGGUUUUCCAGCUCUAGUUGUAAUUCUUAAUUUUUCAGAUCACCUUAAGAAAUACCUAAAUACUGUCCCAUCUGAAAGUAAAUCUGUUCUUUGACCUGAUCCCUCGAAUCUAGGAGUUGGCCUGGCAGCCUCCUUGGACUGUCAGAUUCCGCCUCCUCAGGUGAACUCGUGACAUUUAGAGGAAAAAAGGCUUUUGAGACGGGACUGCUCAUUACCUUACUCACCUUUUUGAACUAAGUAUAUUGUCUCAGUCUCAGGAAGAAUCUUUGUUCCAUUUGGGGUACUUUUUAGAAAAAAAGAUGGCCUUUAUUAUGGCUUUAAACCCCAAUAAUGGCCAGGUUUCACAGGCUGUUUUAGAACAGAGACUCGGCGUAAGCUUUUUAUCAAUCUCCUGUUUGAACCAGAAUCCCUAUCUUAGUUGUGUUAUGUAUAGUCUCCUAACUUUUUUCAAUGUUUCUAAAAGCUAAUUAACAUUAUUCCAGAGCAAUUUUUCCUUCCUGCCUUACAGAGUUAUUUUUAAUCCAAAAUCAAGGUGUUUUUUUUUCAUGCUGUAGCAAAAUAAAAUUAUCAGCAAACCAAUUUCUGUACUUACAAAUAGUUCACCACUGUAGUGCAGACUGCAUGGGUAUUGAUGGCAGCAUUUUCUUAAACUCUAAGGACAAGUCAUCAGGGAAAAAAUAAGUUUCAGUGCAUGUUAUAAAAACGAUUUGCACUGUACUAGUAACGUGAGGUUUUUGGUUUAUGUUGUGUUUAAAGACAAUUCUAAAUCAUUCCUCUGGAAAGAAAGACCUUAAGCUCUUUCUCUAAUAGGACUUUUUAUGCAAAUAGAUGGUCUUGCUGCAUGGAGUAAACUUAUGCAACACUAAUGUUACAUAGAUAGCAUAUGAAAUUUUUUUAGUAGUAUAAUCCAACAGCAAACUGAAAGACACGUGACUACACCAUUUAGAACAAGUUUUAAGUUAGCUAAUUCGUAUAAUCAGAACCUCUUCUAGGUGGCCAUCAGCAUAAACUGUGUUUCCCUAUAAUCUCCUUCUGGAGACUGAGAAUCAAAAUAAGUAGUCUUUCCUCAAAGCAGUACUGUAACAUGAAUGUAUUCAUCUCAGUCAACAGAACUUAAAUGUCCCCUUUAUGUGGAGCUUAUUUGCAUGCUAAUAUAACUUAGCAGUAUCUGCUCAGGUGAGACCUAGAACAAAAAUAGCAGGGGUGAAAAGGAUCAUAGAGAUAGAGGUAUAUAUAUGUCAAAGCAGAGCCUGGUGAGGAAGGAAAAGGUUUUCAAAGAACACAUGAAACUAAUUCCGAGAGCAUGGCUGUCCUCAGCAUCAUACACUUAUUAUAAAGGAACAUUUCCCACCCUAGGAGCUCCUCCCUGUACGCAGCCCACCCUCCCCACCUGCUUUCUCUUCCUCCAAGUGCCUCAACCUCUACACGCUCCCUCUGCUCCCCUUUCCUCAGUCCAUCUUGGUCUGAAUGCCUUUUCACACUCCAAACCAAACAUCACCAGCCACCUGCUGAUAGUCACCAGCAUUUACUUUUCUGAGUCACUUUUUCUCCAUUCAUUAAGAAUAAUGACUUUGUCCUAACUCCCUCUGAGUCCUGCUACCAUCCUGUGAUAUUUUGGCUCACCUCUGUUCCAGAGACCCCGCCGGAUAUUCUGCAGCACCAGUGUAAUCCCGUCCAUCCCAGACUGUUCUACCCUUUCCCAGCUGCCAAAAUAUCUUGCUCUCCUCUACCUCAUCCCCAAAGAGCCUAUAAAUUCAGAGUAUCCAGUGUUUUCAUGGAUUUACUCUCUGUUGUUCAGUAAUACUACUUCCAUAUUUUAAAUAAAUCACAGAAAAUUUUUGCCUUCUAACAGAGUAGGAAUCUUUAUAUUUAUACAGAUACAGAAAUUAAACUAUUUCUACCAUGCAGAAUUUAGCAUUUAACAGGAUUUUAAAGUGAUCGAAUUGCCAUUCUAACCUGGAUCUGUAUUAGGUAAUAAAUACUGGUAUUAGUCCAAGUUCUUUGAAUGUAACGUUAAAAUUCCCCAUCAGUCCAGAUUGAUCUGUAACCUGUAUUGGAACAGGAAAGUUCUGGCAUACAAAUGGGUGGUGUUUUGGGCAUUUGCUUUAUUUGGUGGUAUUUGAGCCUUGAAACACACUUUUAGUAGAAGGAAAUAUGAUAAAGGGUAUUCAGGUGGUCCUAUUACAUCACAGAAGCCCAUAUGAUUAUAUGUUUAAAAAGCCACAAAAUUAGCUACAUAAGGAUUUGAUCAGGCUUUCCUGGGUUAGACUACCCUGUUUUCAUGGGGGCUGGGGGGAUGUCCCAUGGGAAAGAAAGGGAGUGCAUUGACUUCGUCACCUUUAUUCCCUGGCUACACUUAGGAAUAUCCAGACAGUAUCAUUGAGGAGCAGGAAACGCACAGAGGAGGAAGAAGCAGGAGUUCUUCCUCUCCAGCCAGUGUGUGCUUACUCGGUGUAGUUCACAGAGGAAGACUUGUCAGGUUUCUAAUAUGGGGUGUGUUUAUCUACAGAUGGUUGUCUGACCUGAAGAGGAAUGAACCACCCUGUUAGCAAGUAUCAAUUACUGUGAUCAGUGGUGGUAUCUGGAUGCUUUUCACUCCCAUUCAUGAGCAACCCAGCCUGAUAGCAGAGUCUAGUGAUGCCUUUCAGGACGCAGGCAUGAGUCAAUGCCUAAUUAAGAAGUGAGACAGUGAUAGAGACUGAAGGAAUGGCUUUUAUUAAGUCAUAUGUAAUGAAGCAUUUGUUGUAGCUUUAAAUUAAUCAUGGUUAUACCACCAUGAAGUACAGAAUUGAAAAAGGAGAGAAUUGCAACGGGGUAGGGAAAGGAAUGAUAUUUGAUUCUUUGCAGUGCUUGUGGAAAUUUUUGAAAUCAUGAAAUGCGUACUGUAAAAUAGCCUUUAGAACAACAAAAAAACAACCCAAUUUGCAGUUCACAGAAGAAUAUCAAACAUUAGUAAGCCUAAAUGUGAUAAAUAUAAUUUUUGGUAUAUAAAUUUGCAAAAAUGAUCUUCCACCCCUCAAUUUAACCUCUUAAAAGGGAAUGUAUGAAUCCUGGUUAACUAAGUGUAUGGGUUAUAAUAUUUACAAAUGAGAUGGGCCAUACGUCUUUUUCCUAAUGUUUUCACAAAUUUUUACCUGACUUCCAAAUCUGAUAAGGAAGGAUCAAAAGGUAGGAUAAAGGAAACAUAUCAGUUGAGUAGCCAAGUAGUUUCCUUUGUAAUGUUGAGGGUGUUUUUUUCUGAAUUUUACUGGUUCUCUAAAAUAGAAGCAAAGAGUUAAAUGAUACCCUUGUUCAUCAAGGAAAGUUAUCCAAACUGUAUUAUCUAAUGCAGAUAUUUCCUUUGCAUUCAUAUAUCUUGUCUGGAAAGAAAACAAAAUUUUCCCUUCCUCUUUCUCUUUACAUUUACUCUUUCAACCUGAGAUAAGAUAGACACAGAAAGCAAACCACAAGCCAGUUUGGCAUCUUUGUGCUCAUACGUAGAACAGUGACAUCCACAUGCACAGUCUGAGCAAGGUGAAAAGGAACCCUGUCCAGUCGACUUGGAACGUGGCCUUGCUGCUUGGAUUAGCUCCUUCAAACCUGAAAAUAACUUUUCUGGUCAUGGAAGAACUGGAUGUAUCCUUUAGCUUAUAAAAUAGGAUUUGAACUUGAAAUCUUGUUUUUAAAUCCUGAUUUUGCAGGGCAGCUACAUGAUGAAUGUACAUAUUAAGGCUUUGUAGCUGAAUUGCACAUGAAAUCAGAUUGCCAACUUUUUGACUUUCAAUUUUAGACUUCAUUUUAUCCUUAAGUUGUGAGCGAUAUAUGUAGCAUGCUGUGAAAUGUCUAUUAUAGUUCUUUAAUUCAUCAGUAUUAAUACAGAAUUAUCUUUUGUGUUCCUUGGUACUUUUUAUUCAGUGUAAUCAGAAGCUGUGAUGUUUUGCCUUUGUAGUCCUGUGCUUUGUUACUGUAAUUUUUUUUUACGAAGCACGUGACUUUGGACUAAUGUGAGGCGGAUGAUCUUUAAGACUGCUAUAUAUAUAUAUGUAUAUGUCUCUUACUAUAUAAGGUUUUCAAUUAGAAUAAGCUUUUAUCAGAUAGAUCAUUGAUGCAAUUUAGGAUUUACACAAUUUUCAUUGUCAAAUGGCAGUCUUAUAUUUAUAGUUUCAAUUCUGAAAAUAGCAGACUUGAUAAACAGCCACUUUAAACUUGUUCUGGCAUACCAGACCCUGCUGUAGAUGUAGUCUAAGGUAGUUAACCAUAUACGCCUUUUCAACUGUUAUGCCCUCCACAUGAGUCAGCAGUUAAGGAGAUUAUAGAACCCAUGGAAGCUUUUUGUAUGUAUGACUAGGUUUUAUUUUUCUUAUGUUGCUGAUUUUACAACUCUGACUAAAGCUGACCUGAAUGGAUCAGUUUAUGUGUAUUCUAGUGCUUUAAUGCCUUUUUUUUUUGGAGGGAUGGGUAAUAUUAUUUGAACAGAUGCAGAAGGAAAUGUUAGCGAGUCAAGACAAACACAUUUGAAAUAAAGGAACUGUGUAUUAACAUGUUAACAAUUCAUAACUGCACUUUUUAUGACAUUUUGAAAAUCUAUUUAUAGGUACAGAACAAUGGGUUUUGUUAAACUGUAUCACAUUUAUACUUGCAGAAAUUUAUUUCAUUGUUAUUAGUAGGAAUUUUAUUGGUUCAAUAAAAUUGGCAAAACUGAACCCCAA
Artibeus jamaicensis (Jamaican fruit-eating bat) is the source of this 9442-nucleotide messenger RNA. RefSeq names its product sestrin 3 (gene SESN3). The record is from RefSeq and is a predicted model, not a curated record. NCBI's taxonomy places the organism in Eukaryota, Metazoa, Chordata, Mammalia, Chiroptera, Phyllostomidae. The transcript has 10 exons. Gene Ontology annotation, cellular component: nucleus. Gene Ontology annotation, biological process: positive regulation of macroautophagy; cellular response to leucine starvation; negative regulation of TORC1 signaling. Bases 328 to 1806 code for a protein of 492 amino acids. Gene Ontology annotation, molecular function: oxidoreductase activity, acting on peroxide as acceptor; L-leucine binding.